UUUGUGUUCAUCAGUGCGCGCGUUAUAAACCGGCUUCAUUGUUCAUGUUGGAGAGUUACAAAAAUUUUAAAUAUUUGGUUUUUCCGUUACUUUUUUUAUUGUGCUCGUUGACUUUUGGGGAAAUUUAAGCAGAUUAUUAUCACUUUAAAAUUUUUAAUAUAUUUUUCUGUUUUCCUCAGAAAGCAAAACGAUGUUUGAAGAUUUACAAUUACCGACAUACUUAAAUAUUGAAAGCCGUGAAACAAAUAGUUUAGCUGAAUAUGGUUUUGAUUUUAAUUUUUUAGAUUUACCGCCAUUAUUAACACCAACUGAUAUACAAGCCAAUGAGGACGAUACCACACUUGAAAACUAUGUUAUACCCGAUAAUAUUUCAAACACCGAUUUUGUGAUACUUGAAUUAGAAAAAGAUUUAGAUUGUUUGUUAACACAAGAAUUUGAAAAUAGCAACGAAAGUUGUUAUAGUAGUACAAUUUAUCAGAAUCGUUUACCAGAAAAAACACUUUUGUGCAAUGAAUUAUGUGAGGAUUUUUUAAAAGAAAGUGCCGAACAAUUAUAUUCUCAUACACCGGUAGCUCCUAUGCAAAUAUUAGGUAUAAAUUUGGAUUUAAACGCAAAUAAUAUCGAAACGAGUGAUAAGUUUUAUGAAUUCGAACAUAUUUUAAAAUAUAACAAUCGACGAUCGUUACUUCAUGAUAAAAUUAUUAAUCCGAAUACAACGAAAAAUCAAAUUCAAACACCAAAAUUUAACACAAGUGCGAAAACAAAAAUUGAUCAAACAGCAUUGCAAGAAAAAAUUUUCACAUGUACGUAUGAAGGGUGUGGAAAAAUUUAUGCAAAAGCGUCACAUUUAAAAGCACAUUUACGACGACAUUCUGGUGAACGUCCGUUUCCGUGUACAUGGCCAAAUUGUAAUUGGCGAUUUUCACGAUCGGAUGAAUUAGCACGACAUAAGCGAUCGCAUUCGGGUGUUAAACCAUAUAAAUGUGAAUUAUGUGAAAAAUGUUUUUCACGUAGUGAUCAUCUAGCAAAACAUCGCAAAGUUCAUCGACGACGACUUGCAGCUCAGCAACAACAACAACAACAAAGUAAUAGUUUAAAUUUUAAUUCGUAUUAUGGACAAAGGUCGUAUCGUAAACGGCAAAUAUAUUAUGACUGAAUAUUG
This is a messenger RNA of Chrysoperla carnea, 1162 nucleotides long. RefSeq names its product zinc finger protein 107-like. NCBI's taxonomy places the organism in Eukaryota, Metazoa, Arthropoda, Insecta, Neuroptera, Chrysopidae. The transcript has 2 exons. Bases 191 to 1156 code for a protein of 321 amino acids. Gene Ontology annotation, biological process: regulation of transcription by RNA polymerase II. The record is from RefSeq and is a predicted model, not a curated record. Gene Ontology annotation, molecular function: DNA-binding transcription factor activity, RNA polymerase II-specific; RNA polymerase II cis-regulatory region sequence-specific DNA binding.